Molecule: messenger RNA, 1878 nt
Organism: Neospora caninum
Lineage: Eukaryota; Apicomplexa; Conoidasida; Eucoccidiorida; Sarcocystidae
Exons: 9
Coding region: 1-1878 (625 amino acids)
Source: RefSeq, a predicted model, not a curated record
AUGCUGAGUGUGUCUCCGAGAGCCCACGUGAAGCCGAGGCGGAAGUCCAGAGGAGGGUGGAGCAAAGCAGUUCCGACCGCGAAGCGGCGCGAGAAGGCGAAAGUUCAGAGGAUGACCACAGGAUGCUUGUGCCUUCUCUCUUCAGAUUCGCGCAUCUCCUCCUCCCCGCCUUCUCGUGCGCCGGGAGGUCGAGGCCGGCUGCGGGGCGCAUGCGCGGAGAAGGAAACUGUGGAAGGCAAGGAUGCACUUGAGACGCGUUCUCUUGCAGCCUCACUGGCUACCGAAACGGAAGAUGGGGAAACCAGUCAGGGGCCAAGUGGCGAAGACGAAGACGCGGAAGAGCGAGAAGACGAGGAAGUGCCGGAAACCUUUCGGCCUCGGCACUUGCCUCCAAAGUCGCCUGAGGAAGUAAAAAGGCAUCUUCAGCUUGUCCAGGAAGUCGAACGCCGUUUCUUCUCCACAGUUCUGCAAGAAGCGCACGACGAGGCGCUGAGGAAGCGCGUGGCCUACGUCCGAGAUUUCCGGCUGUCGCGUCUCACCAGCAUUUGGCAAGAGGAACUCCUGCCGUCUUGGGCUCCAGGGACGCCGCCCUCCGACCGCGUCAAGGCCUUUUGGAGACAGGGAGUGCCUCCGAAGAUUCGCGAGAUUUUAUGGCCACGUGCGAUCGGUAACGCUCUGCGCGUCACCAGAGACCUUUUCCAAAUCAAUCUCGAAAAGGCCAGGCGGUGCCGUCGUCAGGCUGAGGCGAAAAGAGAAUCUGAACACACGCGUUGCUGGCAGGCUUCUUCCUCGUCGUUGUCUUCUCCCGCCUCUUCAUCGUCGUCUUCCUCUUCAUCUUCUUCGGCUUCGUCGUCCGAGUCAUGCAUAACGGUUGUUGGUGGAAAGGCCGCGGAGGCAGUGGCGACGGGCGGUGCUGCGAGAGGGACAAAAGCGACGGAGAAAGCCGGCGGUCUUCAAGGAGCGAAGAAACCCGGAGGAUGGGAAGCAGACGAUCGAUCUCCACGACGCGACAGCAGUGCGGACGAGGGCGAGGAGACACCUGGGAAGCAGAGCGCCGAAGAAAGGCCAGAGGGAGAAGAAUGCUCCCCGCAAAGUUGCGGCAGAGGCCCGAUGACGGAGGACCUGGACGUUGAAAGGCUGAGUCGCGAGUCGUCCUAUGAAGCCAUUGUGUUCGAUCUAACUCGGACAUUUCCGACUCUGGCGUUCUUCAAUGUGAACGGGCCUCUGUACGGAGACUGUCAAAACAUUCUGGAGGCUUGGGCCUUUUACCGACCUGACGUCGGCUACGUUCAGGGAAUGUCGUACUUGGCAGCCAUGCUGCUUAUCUACCUCGAUCCCUUCCCCGCGUUUGUCUGUCUGUGCAACUUGCUCAACACUCCGACGCUGCUGGGCAUGUAUCGCAUGCAAACUGAGACGGUGCACAAGCGCUACAAAAUUUUCGAUCAGCUGCUCAUGGAGAACUGCCCGGAACUCGCUUUGCAUCUUGAGGCCGUCGGCGUGCCGCCGGAGCUUUACUUGCUGGAGUGGUUCCUCACGCUCUUCACCAAGGCAAGCAGAUGGGGCCGAAGCGUCUCUGGGCGACCGAUCUUUUCCUCAGCUUUGGGCAUCGAUGUCGCCUCCUUCGUCUGGGACUGUUUCUUUCUUGAGGGCGAGGUUGUGCUCUACGUUGUCUCCGUCGCCCUCAUGGCGCUCCUCGAAAAAGAUCUCCUUGCAUGCACCGAUGUGGCCGAAGCGAGCAUUCUCCUGGCCGGCAUCAGUCGCCGCAUGCGUCACGGCGAGGCGCUUCUGGUCGAGAAAAUGAAGCGGGUGCGGGUCAGCUGCCGCGUGCGCAUGCAAAUUUUGCAACUGGACAGAGAGUUUUCUGUGCUCCCGCAGUAA